UGCCGUCUGAACGGUUUAUAGAGUAUAGAAUGUGGUCAAUUUUGGUGGUAAAGCCGUCGCGAACAGACUUUUGGCACCCGACUGUAGGUGCCCGAGAGUAAUACCACCGGCGAACCACAUCAGCUCCUCAAGCGCCACCAAAAUAAGGCCCCGGGACAAGUGUAUUCGGGGAUCACUUUGAUGCCCGGGAGUACCAUGAAAGGAUAAUCUUAGAUUGUUCGUCAACCGACAGCGCAGGACCGUGAGUACCCACGAGGCACAGCAAGUGAAACACAGAUAAAGGGAUGAACUCAACAAAGAAUGAAUAGAAAACCCGUCCCUGUUCGCUCUUACAGUCUUCACAGUGCAAUGAUGAUCUCUGCAAACCUGCUCAGCUUUUUCUGUCUCGCCGGGAUCCCACUACUGUCGCAGGCUCAGCAGAAUCAACAAGCGCCACUCAAAGAACAUCAACCUGAACUUGUUAUCCCUCUGACGCUGAGCGAUGAGAGAACCUACUCUCUCAAGUCCGCACUCGCCGGUGCGAGGCAGCUUUCUUUGAAGGCAAUCGAAAAGAUUGAGAGCUACGGCGAGAUCAACUCUCACCCACAGACUGUCUCGAUCAACAUUCCGCUCAACCCUGCCCAGUCAGGCACCAUAGCUCUCGGUCCUGUGGCAUCGAACACCCUUCGCGUUCAGCAGGAACUUAAGUGGGUGGAAACCCGUACGCCUGGCGAGAAUGUACCAAUAACCCUUAUUGGCAUUCGCAAAGGCGCCAUGGUAUCCAUGGACGCAUAUACGGCCCGCCUAGCGCUGGAGACACCCUACAUAUCUCUCCCACGCGAGAUCUACGACAUCCUCAUCCAAGCAACCAACCCUACACCCUACCAGCACGGUAAGGGCUACGACGAUGUCGUGGACUGUGGUGCGUUGGAGAGGUACCCGGAUCUGGUACUUGGGCUGGAACCUGAGACUGAUGAGGAGAAAGAUGACGAGGACAUUGUGGAUAGGGAGAUCGUGAUCACACCAAAGCAGUAUGUUCUGAAGACCGAGGAGGGGCAAUGUAUACUUCUGGCCCAGCGAGUCUAUCAGCUCGGUCGUGAGGAGGUGGUCCUUGGGUGGGCAGCAGUGAGGGGUAGAGACGUUGUGCUAGACUGGGUCAACAAGAGAACAGGUUUUGGAAGGUAAAGCUUGAGUUUUUGAGCAUGCGAGUUAUGGCUGUAU
Macroventuria anomochaeta is the source of this 1200-nucleotide messenger RNA. RefSeq lists its product as uncharacterized. The record is from RefSeq and is a predicted model, not a curated record. NCBI's taxonomy places the organism in Eukaryota, Fungi, Ascomycota, Dothideomycetes, Pleosporales, Didymellaceae. The transcript has 2 exons. The coding region runs from base 349 to 1164 and encodes 271 amino acids.